Pteronotus mesoamericanus is the source of this 2864-nucleotide messenger RNA. It is a transcript of the gene FAM3C, whose product is annotated as FAM3 metabolism regulating signaling molecule C. The transcript has 10 exons. Lineage: Eukaryota; Metazoa; Chordata; Mammalia; Chiroptera; Mormoopidae. Bases 198 to 881 code for a protein of 227 amino acids. The record is from RefSeq and is a predicted model, not a curated record.
UCGGCGGGUGUGAGGGGAAGCCGGAGGAGUUCGGGAAGAAGCGGAGGGACGAGCGGGAGGCGGCGGCGGCGGCUGCUCCCGUCGGCCUCCGGCAAGACUGACUGCGCGGAGGCCGGAAUCCGGGCGAGCUUGGCGGAGAGGCGGGCGGGAGGCCGGAGCUUUUUUAAUGAAAAGUGCCAAAGGCUGAAAAACCAAACAUGAGGGUAGCAGGUGCUGCAAAGUUGGUGGUCGCUGUGGCAGUAUUUUUACUGACAUUUUAUGUUAUUUCUCAAGUAUUUGAAAUAAAAAUGGAUGCAAGUUUAGGAAGUCUAUUUGCAAGGUCAGCAUUGGACACAGCUGCACGUUCUACAAAACCUCCCAGAUACAAGUGUGGGAUCUCAAAAGCUUGUCCUGAGAAGCAUUUUGCUUUUAAGAUGGCAAGUGGAGCAGCCAAUGUGGUGGGACCCAAAAUCUGCCUAGAGGACAACGUUUUAAUGAGCGGUGUUAAGAAUAAUGUUGGAAGAGGGAUCAAUGUUGCCUUGGUGAAUGGAAAAACAGGAGAAGUAUUAGACACUAAGUAUUUUGACAUGUGGGGAGGAGAUGUGGCCCCAUUGAUUGAGUUUCUGAAAUCCAUACAGGAUGGAACAAUAGUCUUAAUGGCAACAUAUGAUGAUGGAGCAACCAAACUCAAUGAUGAGGCACGGAGGCUCAUUGCUGAAUUGGGGAGUACAUCUAUUACCAAUCUAGGUUUUAGAGACAACUGGGUCUUCUGCGGUGGGAAAGGCAUUAAGACAAAAAGCCCUUUUGAACAGCACAUAAAGAACAAUAAGGACACAAACAAAUAUGAAGGUUGGCCUGAGGUUGUAGAAAUGGAAGGAUGUGUCCCCCAGAAGCAAGACUAAUAUGGAGAAAAUUCAAGGACAUGCACUUUCACUCUUACUGAGAAAGCUACAACAGAGAAACCAUUUGUACAUAUUUUAAAAGCAUGCAGCCAUCUUGGUGUGUGCAUGAGCAUUCUCUUUUGAUAUCAGGAUUAUUUAUUGCUAACGUACAUAAAUGUCUUUGUAAAUAGUUGUCGUAAUGAGUGAAUCACUGUACCAUUUCUAAGCACAUUUCUCUAAUAGUACCAUCUUUAGACUGCUAAUGGAAAUGACACCUUUUUGUUCUAAAAGCAUACUUGAUUGAUAACAGAUUGUGAAAAAUAUACUGAUAUAUAUAUACUGGUUGCUGUGAAAAUCUAUCAUGGAAUAAUAUGGAUUUGAGGGAGACUUUGUUUGAUUAUAGUAUCUUUUAAAUUAAAGAUAUUUGGCAAGUUGUAUGUGUAAUGUUACUCUACAGUCUGACUCUCUUGAUGUACCUCUUGUCUUAGACUUUCUCUUCCCAAGAAACCUAGACAUAAAAUGAUGGGAAAACUUGUAUCAGAUAUGUGAAAAGCACAAUAAAAUUCUUUUUUUAAUGUACACAAUAAAAAGUAAAUAUAUAAAUGUAGAUGGCUUUCCGGACUAUAGCUCGCUGGAUUUUGUCUUAGCAAUGUGAAUACCUUGAUUUUGUAUAAGCUAUUUAGAGUGAGGGUAGAGAUGGCAACUCCACAGAACUGGGGAACGGAGCCAAGUCCCUUCCCCAAGCCAUGUCGGUGUAGAGCAAUACUGGCAUAUAUUUUCCUCAUUUAAUUGUUAUAAGCAUUGACAAAAUGGUUUGGAAAGAGGCAUGCUUUAAUAUCACAAUAAUUGUGACUUGUAAACCAAGAGAUUAAUUUUGUAUUUACUUCAUUUAAUUUCAUAAUAGCAAUUUUUCCAGGAGAUAAAUAUAGUGACAUAUUUAGAAAAAAAAAAACCUAAUUACUGAGUAGACUGAUAACAUUUACAAAAUAAUUUUAUUUGUACAAGAAUGACUUUAUACCCAAUUCUAGAUAAAAAUACAGAGAUCUAAUGUUUGUGUUGACUUCAGAUGUUCACUAAUUGACUCAAGCUUUUUUAUUUUUUUAGGCCAUUAAAUACUUAUUGUGUAUGAAGUGUCUUAAACUGGAACAUAAACAGAUUUAAUGUUCAAACUGCCAUUCACAGUAAAAGGCAGCACUUAAAAUUGAAUCCAAAUUUCAAAUGACUUGUACAAAAAAAACUAAAAGCAGUAUUUUUCAUUUUGCCGUAAACCAAGUUGGAAGCUAUUCAGCUAUUUCGUAAAUACUAAUGAGGUUUGUGGUACUGGUUCUUUUUUUCUUCAGUGUAAUUCAUGAAUAAAUACACCUUAUAAGUUCAACAAAUUUUGUAACCUUCAGAUUUUGGUGCUUAUCUACCAAAUCAACUUCAGCAUGUAUAUCUUGACAUUUAAAAUACUUCUUUCAAUUCUGCAUAUUAAAAAGAGUUAAGUGUUUUACCGUUCCAGAGAUUGUGAAAUAAAUGUUGCAUUUUUUAAAAAGAAAAUAAUGAAGUAAGUACUUUUGGUUUUCCAUAGUGAAUUUUUUAUAUUAUCUAGCAAAAUUAUAUACCUAUAGAACUUCACAUUAAGGUUUGCCAAGUAUUUAUUAUACAGCUUUACAUGUUAAAUUUACAUCAUUCCUGUGGUUAAAGCAAACUAAUAUCCUCAGGAUAUGUUUUGACAUGUGUAGAAUUUAAGUAUCUAGGUAGCAGGACAUCCCUGUCAAGAUAAAGACUACAAAAUGAUACAUAGAUUUGUAAAGGUGUAUGAAAUGUUGAAAGAAGGGAUAAAGAAUGGUUAUGUAAUUGCUUUGAUGCAGUUUGCUUUUGUCUCAAUUCUGUCUUGAAGAGAUUGUGCCAGCUUAACUUUGGAAGCAAUAAUUUUACUACAUUUCAUUUUCAGAUGCCUUUUAAAAAUCAGCAUUAUAAAUGAAGCAAUGUUUAUUUAAUGUUAAGAAUUUUCUUUAUUAA